AUAAUACAGUACUCUAAAUUUAAUUUAUUUAUCAAUAUUUUUAUUUGAUUUUUUAUUCUAUUUCAGCACCGAUUCCCAGUGAUACAACAACACUGCCACCAGGCUCUUCACAACAAGCACCGACUCCCAGUGACAUAGGAAUCCCGGCACCAGAUAAAAAUCUUGGUUACCUAGAAAAUGAGCACCUGCUUAAAUUUGCCAGCUGCAUGGGACCGCAAUGGAAACAAGUGGGCGUCAGACUGGGUCUCAGUUGGAACAGGAUCCAGCAAAUACAUAGCGACUUUAACCUAUCACAAGACCACAUCACGAGUAUGCUUAUAGAAUGGAGGGAACAACAGAACUACGAGACAAAUCAAGUUGAAAUAAUGUACAGGGUUUUGAGAGAGCAAGGACUUGCAGAGCCUGCUAACACGGCCUUUGGAUCUCAGUUAAUAUCAGUGGAUCAACCAUUCCUUGUAGAAGCAGGUGAAGGACAUGCUAGAAAAUUAGAUCGAAGACACAAAGAACAAGAUGGAAAAUGUUUUGACGAUCAAGAUUUGCUAUUCAUCUGUGACCAACUGGAGCCUGGUUCAUGGAAGAGACUAGGAGUGCGUCUUGGACUUAAGUGGACUGAUACCAACAAGAUAGCAAUCAACAACAAACAGGUGAAAGACUGCGUCAUGGAAUUGUUGGUUACUUGGAGGGAUAGCCAAUCAACAAAGCAAGUACCAGUCAUGGUGAACGCUUUGAGACAACAGAACUUUAGUGAACUUGCAAGAAAUGUAUGUAAAAGGCUUGGCUACAGUGACGAGUUAGAAGAUGCAUCAACUCAGAUAAAUCUGCCUCACAUUUCAACACCUGUGCAAGGAAAUUGUUUUAAUGAUCAAGACUUGCUAUUCAUCUGCGACCAACUGGAUCCUGGUUCAUGGAGGAGACUAGGAGUGCGUCUUGGACUUAAGUGGACUGAUACCAACAAGAUAGCAAACAACAACAGUUUGGUGAAAGACCGCAUCAUGGAAUUGCUGGUUAGUUGGAGGGAUGACCACUCAGCAAACCAAGUACCAACCAUGGUGAACGCUUUGAGACAACAGAAGCUUCUUAAACUAGUACGACGUGUAUGUGAAAGGCAUGGCUACAGGGAUGUGUCUGAAGUUGCAGCAACUCAGAUAAAUGCAACAAAGCAAAGACACAUGCACGGUUGCUUGCAUGACAUUGACAUGGUGGUUAUCUCAGAGAGUCUUGACAACGACUGGAAGGAGUUUGGGAUUUACUUAGGUUUGCAAAGAUCUGAAAUAAAUCGAAUUGAAUUAGAUUUUUCACCACCAAUUGUAGACGCCCGUAUCGAAAUGUUGGUACAGUGGCGAGAAAGACAGGAAGCUGAAGUAAGGCAUCUCAAAACAAUUAGCGAUGCACUGAUCAAAAUUAAACGAAUGGAUAUCAAGGACAAACUAUUAUUAACUAUACUUGAUCGCCUUCCAGUAUCAACGAUCUAG
This is a messenger RNA of Anneissia japonica, 1472 nucleotides long. RefSeq lists its product as uncharacterized. Gene Ontology annotation, molecular function: protein binding. The coding region runs from base 207 to 1472 and encodes 421 amino acids. The record is from RefSeq and is a predicted model, not a curated record. Lineage: Eukaryota; Metazoa; Echinodermata; Crinoidea; Comatulida; Comatulidae. The transcript has 6 exons. Gene Ontology annotation, biological process: signal transduction.